AUGAGGAGGGCUUCCUUGUGCUGCUGCCCCUCUCUGUGCCUGAGCAGGGACACAGCGUGUUUCUGUCUGCUCGGUGUGCUCAUCGCUCUUUACAUGCUGGCCGGCGCUGCCAUGUUCUCCUCCCUGGAGGGGCCAGCAGAGCUCCAGGCUCACCAGCUCUGGGAGACGAGGCUGAAGGACUUCAGUCAUGAGCAUCGCGUCAGCUGUGAAGACGUGAGGUCUUUAAUACAUCACUACGAGGAGGCCAGGGCCGCAGGCAUCCGGAUGGAGCGAGGCAGAACUCUCUGGGACUUUGCAGGCGCCUUCUACUUUGUGGGAACUGUGAUCUCCACUAUUGGAUUUGGAAUGACAGCCCCAUCCUCCACUUUGGGAAAAGUCUUGCUGGUUUUCUAUGGUUUGCUGGGCUGCUCGGCCACCAUACUCUUCUUCAACCUGUACAUGGAGAGAGUCGUCACAUUUCUGGGCUUCCUCAUGCGCUGGUGCCACAAGAGGAGAUCACAACACGAUGCUUGGCUCCACACUGGAGGGGAAUGCAGAGACAAUGAUGAACAUGGGGGAAAGGAGGAGUGGAAGCCAUCAGUGUUUCAGGUCAUGCUUGUCCUCCUCGCUGCCGUCCUCGUGGUAGCAUGUGGAGCUGCCACCCUCUAUUCAGCCAUGGAGGGCUGGAGUUACUUGGAGGCGCUGUACUUCUGCUUUGUGGCCUUCAGCACUGUGGGCUUUGGGGACCUGGUGAGCUGCCAGAAAGAGCACCAUGAGGACAGCCAGGGAUACAAGGUGGCCAACUGUCUACUGAUGCUCCUGGGUGUGUGUUGCAUGUACUCCCUCUUUAACAUCAUCUCUAUUGUUCUCAAAAUGGGUCUUGGCUGGAUGCUGAAGACAUCAGCCUGGGCGUACAGGAAUUUCUGCCACACCAAGCCCCAACACAUGUCACUAUUUAAGCUCUGUCUUUCUGACGCCAAUCCACCCAUGCAACUGUGUGAAAAUGAGCCUCAGCGCAUGCAAAAAAUUUCCUGUUUAGGUCACAACAUGCUGACACUUUCCAGUGCUCCAAAUACUAUCAGCAGAUGCCUGUGUGAUGAGGCCAAGGUGGAAACGGUGUGCCACAGCGACACAGACAGGCUGAUCGCAGUACAACAAGUGCAGGGUAACUGUUUGCUCAGGGGGAGUGGCGUAAAUGUCAGACCUCUGCCUCUUUGA
Messenger RNA from Myripristis murdjan (pinecone soldierfish), 1197 nucleotides. RefSeq names its product potassium channel subfamily K member 13 (gene kcnk20). Gene Ontology annotation, cellular component: plasma membrane. The record is from RefSeq and is a predicted model, not a curated record. The coding region runs from base 1 to 1197 and encodes 398 amino acids. Gene Ontology annotation, biological process: stabilization of membrane potential; potassium ion transmembrane transport. Gene Ontology annotation, molecular function: potassium ion leak channel activity; outward rectifier potassium channel activity. The transcript has 2 exons. NCBI's taxonomy places the organism in Eukaryota, Metazoa, Chordata, Actinopteri, Holocentriformes, Holocentridae.